AUGCCUAUCCUGUCUAUCUCUGUGUCCCUUCCUGGGGGUGUGUCUGCCCCACCUAUUCCUGUUCGUUCUAUGUUGCUGCCUGUUUCUGAUCUUCUGUCUGAUGAUGUGGCCAUGGCUGAUGACGCUGCCAUGGCUGAUGACGAUACCAUUGUUGAUAAUGGUACCGUAAUUGAUGACGUCGUCCUGCCUGUUGCUAGUAAACUGCUUGUUGCUAGUAGGCUGGCUGAUGAUGGUGCCCUGGCUGAUGAUUCGGCCAUGUCCGAUGAUUAUGUCAUGGAUGAUGAGACUAUGUCUCUCGCACCGAUACCAUCUUGUUCCGACUACGACUCGUGCUAUUCUUAUGACUCGGAUAUUUCUCCUGACGCGGAUGAUGAUGAAACCCUUCCCAUCCAGCCUACCACCGUGAUUUCUCCUGUUUCUCUGCGCGCUUCUUCCAAUGCUUCUUCACGUCCGCAAUGUCUUGCUGGCCCUGCACCUCCUCUUCUUCUCACUCAUGAAUCCAAUUCUGGGGGGAAACAGAUUCAGAUCCACAGCAAGUCUCAUGCAUCGAGAAGAACUUACGAUACACCAAAUAUGAAUCAGGAAGAGAUAAGUGAGCGAAGGCUCACUAAACAUAAGCUUACACCAGUUCCCUCUUAUGACAAUGCUAAUUGA
Molecule: messenger RNA, 654 nt
Organism: Scheffersomyces stipitis CBS 6054
Lineage: Eukaryota; Fungi; Ascomycota; Pichiomycetes; Serinales; Debaryomycetaceae
Exons: 2
Coding region: 1-654 (217 amino acids)
Source: RefSeq, a predicted model, not a curated record